ACUUUGUUUUUUCAUACACUUUCGCAGCUUUUCCUGUAGUUAAUGUGCAAAAUUAUGUUGUUUCAUGAAUUUAAAAAAGAUAAAUAAAUAAGUGAAAACUGAUCGCUGGAUUGUUGAAGCCAAUAUCUAAACUGUUUUCUCUCGAUGAGCUGGCACUUUUCAACAACCUGAUCCUCUCAACUUGCAGAAGGUUUCCUAUCAAACUUCUUUCCCAUAUCCUUAGAAGUAAAGGAAAUCCUGGUGCAUUUAUAUUUGAAAAUAGUCAUUAGCCCGUUACAUCAUAAUUCAGAGUGCUUGAUCACUUUGUUAUGAUGCAAUUUUUUUUCUUUGUAGUCUCACUUUUCUUUAUCGUAUUGUUAUCACAUACGAAGUUGUUGCUACUUUCAUCCCUCUGGAACAUUGCCUCUUAGGUGUAUCACUGCCUUUAAAUGGUAGUUUGUCAGUACUUUCAAAUAGCGGCUAUGGUGGAUUUUUUGCCAAUCACUGUGGCCAAUUUAUGAAAAAAGGGCAUGACGUUUAUGGUGAAAAUGGCGGCUUUAAAAGACAAUUUUUUUUCUUCCUCCAUCGGCAAUUGAUAGCAACACUGCUUGGUUUAUCAGAGUAUAUGACAGAAAUGGGAUAUUGUUAAUGAAUGAAAAGAAUCACAACCUUAUAACCAAGAGAAGCAUAUACCAAGCACAUGUAGUGAUGCAAAAAUUUAUUUUUUCUUGUUGUCUGUGCCUGCUUUUCUCUUCAACAUAAUUAAGAAACUUCUUUUUAUCACGUAUAGAGUGGUUGCCAAUUACAUGACUCUGAAAACCAGCUGUAACAAGCACCUUGGUUGAUGUACCAUUCUUCUACUCAGUAGGCAAGUUCCACUAACUGUAGCUGAAGGGAUCUUUUGGGUUUAUCACAAUCUGAAUAUGAAGAAAAAAUGCGAGACAAGGGUGAGGCUCCUGUGAUGUUCAGUCAUUUGGGCCCUCCUCGAAGGAGAACAAGCGCAGAAGAGGAAGAGAGAGUUAAUCACCCAAAACCAGAGGACUCUGUUUAUUACCAUCCUACCUUAAAUCCUACCGGCGCUCCACCGCCAGGGAAACCCCCUAUGUUCAAAUCGUCUAUAGGACCUAGAAUUCCCUUGUUUGACGGUUCAUCAAGUACUGCUGCAUCGUCCUCAGCAAUAGAGUCUGAGGAUGGUGUAUUAUCCGUGCCUCCACCUCCCCCACCACCACCACUGCCUGAUGCUAGUUCAGCUGAUGGUACUGUUUUACCUGCAUCUUUGCCACUGCCUCCACCACCUCCCAUGCCUCCAAAGCCUGCUGCUGGGUUGCCUGCAUCAUUACCUCUGCCUCCUUUGCCACCUCCACCUCCCGGUCCUCCGCCUAAAGAACAAACUGUAAAUCGGUCUUUACCGCCUCCUCCACCUCUACAACAGUCUCAGCCGCCUCCACCUGGCACCAAUGAAGGUGAAGAAAAAAAUCAAUCUGCAUUGCCAGAUAAUCUAUCUUCCAAGGAGCCUGGUCAGGUGCAGCUUCCUCCGCCUCCUCCCCCUCCAAGUCGUAUGCCCCCAAGUUCUAGUGCCAUUCAGUCAGAUGAUGCUGUGGUUUCUACUGACAACAGGAAUUCUCUGUCAAACCAGGAGAUCCAGAAAAUGGUUCCUGGGCCUCCACCACCUCCUCCAAGGCAACAACCUCCUGUUCCAGGAGCCACAUUAAUCCCAACCUUACAGCCUGAUGUAUUGCCUCCUGGAAUAUCCCGGUUCCCACCACCCCCACCCCCACCUGAUAUGAGGCCUCCUCUACCUGUGGUGGGACUUCCUGGUCAGGCACCUCCUCCUGGAAUGAUGGUCCCCCUAAUCCCAAGGCCACCAUAUGGUCUUCCACCUGGACCUCCUCCAAUGAUGAGACCGCCACUUCCACCUGGCCCUCCUCCAAACUUUCAGGAAGAGGAUCAUAUGGUAAUUAGGCCACCUCCUCAAAAACCAUCAUAUGUUAAAUCUGCUGCUUCUACUGUUGUGAAACGACCAUUAGCUCAGCACACUCCGGAACUCACAUCAAUGGUUCCUGCGUCUGUGCGGGUGAGAAGGGAGACUGCAAUGACCAAAACAAAACCAAAACCGCCUGUGUCAACACCAACAUCAACAUCCAGGACAGUUUCUGCACCACCCGGGCCAACUAUUGUAAAACCAGUCUCAGUGAGCUCGUCAUCUGCUCCAAAAGCACCGAGCAUUGAUGACUCAUACUCGGCUUUCUUAGAGGACAUGAAAGCACUUGGUGCCCUUGAUGGUUGAGAUCACUGUGAUAGGCAGAGUCACUAAACGGGGAGGAUAUGCACAGUAAUUUGUAUUCAAUGAUAAAGUAUUUAAUACCUUGAUAGCCCAUGCGAUUCUAAUUCAUAUAUUCUCUUUAAAUUGGUUCACUGUUUUUUUACAACAAAAUUGGUGCACUGUUAUUGUAGUUUUAUAUUGGAUGAACUUUUUUAACGGUUCGCAACUGUAAAUGUUACCAUUGUUUUUAGGAUUUGGGGUUUUUGGCUUAGAAUUU
This is a messenger RNA of Vicia villosa (hairy vetch), 2519 nucleotides long. RefSeq names its product protein EARLY FLOWERING 5. Bases 914 to 2266 code for a protein of 450 amino acids. Gene Ontology annotation, cellular component: spliceosomal complex. Lineage: Eukaryota; Viridiplantae; Streptophyta; Magnoliopsida; Fabales; Fabaceae. The record is from RefSeq and is a predicted model, not a curated record. Gene Ontology annotation, biological process: mRNA cis splicing, via spliceosome. The transcript is spliced from 7 exons.